AUGGGUCAGACCUUGUCGGAGCCGGUGGUCGAGAAGACCUCAUCCGAAGGCGGAGAUGAGUGCUGCAUCUAUGGUGUGUCUGCCAUGCAGGGCUGGCGGAUCAGCAUGGAAGAUGCCCACGCAGCCAUCCUCGACCUUCACGCAAACUACACGGGUCCUACUGACCAGAAACCGACCGAUCCGGAGCAGCGUCUGGCCUUCUUCGGUGUAUAUGAUGGCCACGGUGGAGACAAGGUAGCGCUGUUCGCUGGGGAAAACCUCCACAAGAUUGUGUCCAAACAGGAGUCAUUCGCCAAGGGAGACAUCGAGCAGGCGCUGAAGGAUGGAUUUUUGGCCACUGAUCGGGCAAUCCUGGAAGAUCCGAAAUAUGAAGAGGAAGUGUCCGGCUGCACUGCUUCCACGAGCAUCAUCUCCAAGCACAAGAUCUGGGUGGCCAAUGCCGGUGAUUCCCGAUCAGUGCUGGGUGUCAAGGGUCGCGCAAAGCCGCUGUCCUUUGACCACAAGCCGCAGAAUGAAGGCGAGAAGGCCCGUAUUAGUGCUGCGGGUGGCUUUGUCGACUUCGGCCGUGUCAACGGAAACCUUGCCCUGUCCCGCGCCAUCGGUGACUUCGAGUUCAAGAAGAGCCCCGAGCUGUCCCCCGAGCAACAGAUCGUGACCGCCUACCCCGAUGUGACUGUUCACGAGCUGACCGAUGACGACGAGUUCCUUGUUAUUGCUUGCGACGGUAUUUGGGAUUGCCAGUCCUCCCAAGCCGUGGUGGAAUUUGUGCGGAGGGGAAUCGCUGCCAAGCAGGACCUUUCCCGGAUCUGCGAGAACAUGAUGGACAACUGUCUGGCCUCGAACAGCGAGACCGGCGGCGUUGGCUGUGACAACAUGACCAUGACCAUCAUCGGCCUGCUCAACGGCAAGACCAAGGAGGAGUGGUACAACCAGAUCGCAGAGAGGGUUGCGAACGGAGACGGGCCCUGUGCUCCGCCCGAUGUGCGAGCAGCCGAGUUCCGCGGCCCUGGAAUCCGGAACCAAUUCGAGGAUCAGCCCGAUGACUAUGACUUGGAGAUGGAGCGCUCGCGGGCCUUCAGCGUGCGCUCGGGCCGGAUUAUUCUCCUGGGCGACGGCACCGAGGUCAUCCCGGACCAGAACGAGGACGAAUUGUUCAAUCAGACGGAGGAGCAGCAGGACCUGGCCAACCAGGUGCAUCCGACCGAUUCCACUCGGAAUGAGCGUGAGGGCACCCCCGGUCCCCAGCGCAAGCAGGAGGAAGCCAGCGGCACCGCCGCGCAAAUAUCCGAAUCCCCCGCCUCCACGGACGAUAAGGAGAAGUCCACG
Penicillium canariense is the source of this 1326-nucleotide messenger RNA. Its product is annotated as PP2C family serine/threonine-protein phosphatase. Gene Ontology annotation, molecular function: cation binding; protein serine/threonine phosphatase activity. The annotation marks the transcript as partial. The record is from RefSeq and is a predicted model, not a curated record. NCBI's taxonomy places the organism in Eukaryota, Fungi, Ascomycota, Eurotiomycetes, Eurotiales, Aspergillaceae. The transcript has 7 exons. Gene Ontology annotation, biological process: protein dephosphorylation.